Messenger RNA from Drosophila busckii, 3240 nucleotides. RefSeq lists its product as uncharacterized. The record is from RefSeq and is a predicted model, not a curated record. The transcript is spliced from 8 exons. Lineage: Eukaryota; Metazoa; Arthropoda; Insecta; Diptera; Drosophilidae. Bases 107 to 2068 code for a protein of 653 amino acids.
CCGGAAAUCAGCAAUUUAAUUUACAAUAAGACGACUUAAGGCGCCCCAUAAAGCAGCAACAACAACACCAACAAAAAAGGAGCUCAAAGCAAAAGGAGCAGCCAAAAUGUUCGCGGGCAUCAGAAAGCGACUGGCACGCAAACAAAACGAAAAGGAUUGCGAUGAUGAUGACAAGGACGAUGUGCAUGACAUAAUGCCGCCGGCUAAUUAUAUACAAAUCUCACAGGGCAAGAUACAAUUGGUGCAUCAGGCGCGUUCGCUGGAACUGGAGACGGGUGCGCGCACUCCCGCGGCGCUGACCUUGGAGCGCAGCGGCGGCGGCAGUGGCGGCGAUAAGGAUUUAUUGGAAAAGCGCAUUAUCGAAGUUGAAGGCGCGCUGCUGCGUUUGCAGGAGCAAUUCCAAAAUAACCAAUGCGGGUCACCAAUAUUCGAGCAGGAAUUGCGUGAACAAAUUGAAAACAUGAAUCGCAUUAUGAAAUCCAAAGAACGCAAACAACUGCAGACGUGCCGGGAUCACAAGGCACUACAGACACGCUUUGCACGGCAGGAGAGUCUGCUGCACUCGAUGCAGCAGGAGAAUCGCGCGCUCUUGACUCGCAUACGUCAGUACGAGCAUUGCCUGGACGAUGUGAUGCGCAAGGUGGUGGACGCCAUUGUGGCCGAGGACAAUUUGCGGGACGAGGUCAGCAUGCUGAAGGGUCGCGUGCGUGAUCUGGAGGCGCAGAAUGCAGCGCUGUCGGCGAGUCCGGUUAAGGGGCGUGACGAGGGCUACUGCACCAUGAGCAGCGGCCAGCCGCAGCCCUCGAACGGGCAUCUGGAGGACUUGCCCGAGGAGCCAGAGCAGUGGCUGCUGCCCGCUGAGCCCUGCUCCACCGAAAUGGAAGACUGGAGCAUGUCGCAGGAGGAACUGGCUGUGAUAACCUUUGACGACGAGCGUGAGCAACAUCAACAGCAGCUGCUGCAGCGUCGAAAGCGUGAGCAGGACUGGCUUUGGCCCUCCGCCGACUUUAUCAAUUCAACAACCGUAGAGACUGACUCCGUGGCCGAUGGCAUUGCUCAGCUGCUGCAGCAAAAGCUUGUCUACUCGGAGGAUGAGGAAGUGGCCUGCACAGACUUUACCAACGAUUUUUAUAAGCUGGUCAACAUACGCUCCAACUCCUCGCGCAGUUUGUUCUCCUAUCUUGAGGGCGAAACGGACGAUGAGGACGAAGAUGAUGAUGAUGAGGAGGAUGAUGAACAGGACUCCAGCAUGUCGGAAAGUCAAGCCAAGGCGCGCGUCAGUCCCACGCCCAGCGAGGCAGGACGUGCUCAGCUCACCAGCUGCUCCAGCAGCGAAACGGACGAGCUAUCGCCUACGCAGCCAGCGCCGCAAGAGCCGCUGCCCGUGGAGGAGGAGCAUGACUAUGCUGUCAUUGAAGAGUGUCGACGUCGUGUCAGCGACAUUGAAAUUGAGGAUGUGCCCAUGAUUAACAUGGCGCAGGCUGUGGCGCCUUUGAACGAACAGCAAUGCAUAGCACAAAUUAUUAAAACGGAGCUGCGUCGACCGCCGCAUGUGCUGGUCAAGUCCAAGUCGGUGCUGGAGGAUCAGGAGCCCAGCUGCAUUUUGCGCCACAAUCAGCGACGCGAGCUGGAGUCCAGCGUGGUGCGCAGCGACAGCAUUAGCUGUGCUCUGAUGGCCAAAAUGUCCAAAGAGCCACCGCCCUCGCCAUCUGUGGUCUCCAAGCUAAAGGAGCGCAUGCUGCAGCGGCAUGCGCCGCCCUCUAAUUCCUGGCGUCGCAGCAAUGGCUGGAAGCGUGUCACAUCGCCAGUGCAGGCCGCAGCGCUUGUUUCACCAAAGAAGGAAACAAAGUCAACGGAUUUGCCAAAGAGCCACAAGGCACAGCCCACCCGCAUACCAACAUGCAUCAACUCCACAUCCACUUCAUCAACCAACUCCAAUUCGUCAACGCCCUCGUCACCUUCGCCACAAACGACGCAGAAGCUUGCAACGCAGCAGCAGCAGCAGCAACCGCAACGUAAAUCCAAAAUUCCUCCGCCAGUUCCCGUGCGACGUUCCUAUGCAAGUUAAGAGACGCCCCCAACGCAAAAUUUCAAGCAUAGGCAUAAGGCCUAUACAACGUUAGAGUGAAGCCUUUAGGCAAAAGUAUUUUUUGUAAUUGCUGAAAGGGAAAGGAAAACAAAAAGCAAUCUGGGCGGCGAAAUGCGCUCCUCAAUAGAUAUAUAAAUAUAUAUAUAUACUAUAUACUUAUAUUGAAAAAGAUUUAAAAAGACUAAAUUGUGAUAUAUUCAAACUAAAAACAGAAGCAGAAAGUUGAGCAAACUUAUACUGUAUUCACGAAUACAAACAUAUUUAUAUUGUACUAUAUAAUAAGUAUUUUGAGCAUUAUUAUUGCGAAUACCUCUGCUCGACACGCUCUAUACGGAUUUUGUAGAGUGUCGCCUCGUAGCAGCCAAGAGUUGUGUUCCCAAAUUGCAUUUCCAACUGAUAAGAAAUCUCUGUAAAACUCCAUAGCUACUACUAUAAACAAUAUUUGGAAUAGCCAAAGCUUUGGGCAGCUACACUGCUCAAAGUCAAACAGAAUAAUAUAAAAUUUCAAAAACAAACUUUUCCUAAAGAACUUUAACUUUACUGCAGUAAUAAUAAUUAUAAAAGUAAAAAUGUAGUCUUCCGCACAAAAAUUUAUAUGAAUAUAUAUAUAUUAUAGUUGAUAGAUAACAGCGGCAGUUUAUAGAGAGAAAGAUAGAGAGUUUGUAUUACCCGACAGUUGGAAAUUUGUAUAAUAAACGGUGAAAUAAUUUAGACAUCUUUACAAUACCAUAUGAAAGUAUGUAUAUGUAUAUGUAUGGUUUCGAUACGAACAUAAAACAAACGACAACAAUAAAUUGUAAAUAGUAUAUAGCAUAUAGUUAUAUAUAUAUAAACCUACUAUUUAGACAUCCAAGUCACUGACGAACCUCUUCUACUAAACACUCUAGUUAGUCUCUCUAAGUAGCCACGAUGUGAGCCCAAAGCGUCUGCAAAACAAAAUCAACAAGUGCAGAUGAAUCUAUAAUUGGCGGCUUGUUUUGUUUGCAACACAUCCUAAGUAUGAGUUACAUAUAUACAUAAGUACAUAACACACUACUAUAUAUACACCCGAUAGCAAACGCACUACGCUCGACAAAAAUGAGAAAUUAUUAAUUUAGAUUCGUAUAAACAUUAUAAAUGUAUUUUCUUAGCGUAGCAAGUACAAAAAUAAA